This is a messenger RNA of Rhagoletis zephyria (snowberry fruit fly), 1393 nucleotides long. RefSeq lists its product as uncharacterized. The record is from RefSeq and is a predicted model, not a curated record. Lineage: Eukaryota; Metazoa; Arthropoda; Insecta; Diptera; Tephritidae.
GUUCUUAAUUUACAUGACUUUUUUGAAACUCCUAUACGGUCAGGGAACCUGAAUACCAAAUGUUGCAUGGAAUUGGAGUUUUCUACCACUAGCGUUCAACAUUCAUUACAACAGAUAUCAAAAAUUAUAUAAUUUAAUAAUGAAUGCGUAAAUUUCUUUAUUCCUCUUAUCCAUUCCUAAUAAACGUUAAAGCGACAGACAUGGACUUUAAUAUCAGUUUUAGCAGUGCGACGAACGACACACCAAUAACAAGAAAAGAUCUUCAAAGUUUGGAAGAAAAAGUAUUAGAGCAGAUAAGGAAAUCCGAGAAAAAAAUUUUUAAAGAAAUAGAUCACAACCAAAAAUCAAUAAAGCGAAGCCUUACACGAAUUUUGCAAGAAAGAAAACAAAGGAAAUACAGCCACAAAACUUCAUGGAAUGAGAUUAUCCCCAAAACACCCUUUGGCAACAUUGAGGAUUUUAAAAAAUUUGAAAAGGAAAUUAAGGACCAUUCUUCCAAAUACGAAAGUCUGUCUGAAGAACUUUCGCAUAUAAUUUGUACGAGCAGUGAAAAAUUUAUUAAAAUGGCUUGGCGUAAAAUUGUUACGGAUAACGCAGCACAAAAUUUAUGCUGGAAAGGGACAAACACCAAAGUGGCAGCAAGAAGUUUAAGCAUUACAGCAGCUUUAAAAAAUGUACUUUCCGUGAAAUUUCCCCAAUCCACAGACGACGAACUCGCACGAACCUUCAUUACCUUUUUCCAGCAUGCAAAAGGACGACUUCUAAAACGCACUGUAUAUCAAAGCAAUAGAAAUAGUAGUCUAGAAACCUAAAGACAACUUCAUACCAGGGCUCGAAAAUGCCAUUUUCGUAUACAUCCAUUUUGUCACCGAAAAUCACAUACAAAUGUGUAUAUAGUAUGUAUUGCUAGUUUUUGCUGAACAAUCCAAGCCCUGUAUAUAGUCAUUUUAAUUUUAAGUAAAAGUAAAAAAAAAAACUGAAUUAUACCUGAGUUUAAGAAAACUAAGACUGAAUGAAUUAACAAUACUUUAUCCAUUUAUUUUAAUUAAAGUGCUUUAUAAUUUUAAAAAUGAACCUUCUACUUUUUCAAUUUUCUAAACUUGAGCUAAAACGGGGUAAAAAAUGGUAUUUAACCAUUCUAAUUUAAGUUAAGCUAUUGUAUUUGUACAUAUAUAUUUUGUCGAAAAUAUAGUUCAUGCUACAAUGAAAUCCACAUAACCUGAAGUUUUAAACCUUGUACAAGAUUUAUAAAAAUUCACCACAUUUUUUGAAAUCAAACGAAUUUUUAUAAAUCUUGUACAAGGUUGAAAACUUUAAGUUAUGUGGAUUUCGUUGUAAUAAAAAAAUUAAAAGAAAUAUAGAAAAAGUAAAUAGUCAAAAUUUUUAAAGACAA